Fonsecaea multimorphosa CBS 102226 is the source of this 1428-nucleotide messenger RNA. RefSeq lists its product as uncharacterized. Gene Ontology annotation, biological process: DNA repair. Gene Ontology annotation, cellular component: nucleus; Smc5-Smc6 complex. The transcript has a single exon. The coding region runs from base 1 to 1428 and encodes 475 amino acids. NCBI's taxonomy places the organism in Eukaryota, Fungi, Ascomycota, Eurotiomycetes, Chaetothyriales, Herpotrichiellaceae. The record is from RefSeq and is a predicted model, not a curated record.
AUGGCCCGUUUGAACACCCAGACUGUCUCGUCUGAUACCGAGACUGAGAGACUCAUAAGCUCCCCAUCCGGUCGUACGGCUGCCUCGCCUGCACCGCCUUCCGCUCUCGGCGCCUACGGCUCCGAUAAAGAGAACGAGCAUCAUACUCUGGGCAGUAACAGGAAGAGAAAGAGUGCUGCGGCGAACAUGUCAGAUAAGGCUCCCGUGGAUACGCGAAAACGGAGGAGGACAGAAGCAGAAGAAUCACAGACUCCGUCGGGCCAACAAUACUAUGACCCUGACCAGAAGCCUGAAGAACGACGCCAAGUCCGCAAAUUUCUGCGUGGCCUCCAUGCAAAGCUCCACGACCUUAGGGCCGAGUAUCUUCGGCCUGACUCAAAAGGCAUCGAGGAGACUCUCAGAGAAGCAGACGAAAACUUCAAGAAUGUCAAGCAACCUUCAGAAGCCACCAUUGAUUCGCGAUUUCUCGUCGAAACUGCAGACCUGUCUUGGAGAAAGAUCAACAAUCUGACGCUGGGGGAUGGGACGAUCGGUAUUGACGUCGACGAUUUCGUCACGAAAUGCAUCAUGUUCAUGAAACAGGGGAACGCAUCGGAGGCGGCAUAUCGUGAUGCCCCGCCCAGCACUCAAACUCAAGCUCAUCGGCGAAGACGGCGUCAGGAUGCGGAUGAAGAGGAUGAAGGCGAUACCAUGAACUGGGAGUACUUGGGGAAGAACGCUUGUUUCCUGUACAACUCGCGACCUUGCUUGACCGGCUUCUUGCUUGGCCCACUAUCAGUCCAAAAGAAGGUUCGGCAGCAAACCCAACGCAAAGCGCGCGAAGCUCGCACUGAACCCACACAAGCGGUGCGUCCAGUUCAGUUGGGCGACGAAGACCUGCAGAAGCAGGAAUCGGCCAACCUCACCGAGAUCUGUACCGAGAUCGCACGACUCUUGCAAACGGCUAUGAUUACGGGAAUAAAGAAUGCGGAAAGAGAAGUCGAAGAAGCAGACCAGGACCUUUCAGAGGAGCAAACGCGAGAGAUCCUGCGGAAAAGCGUAAUAGCCGACAACGGGUGCGUGCCGCUGUUCAACUUCUGCGUCAACCCGAAAUCAUUUGGGCAGACCGUCGAGAAUAUGUUUUAUGUGAGCUUUUUGAUCAAGGAAGGAAAAGUUGCACUGGACUUUGACAGUCAUGGGUUACCGACGCUAGGUCUCGAACGGCCCAAGAGUAUGGAGGAGAGGCAGGAAACACAGCGUAACCAAGCAAUCUUCACUCUCGACUUUGACAUUUGGGAAGACAUCGUUCAGACUUUCGGCAUCCAGAAGAGUAUCAUCCCUCAUCGACGAGAGGAGAAGUAUGACGAUGGAAUACUCGACUAUGCGCACAGGGAGGAUGAUGCUGACCGCAGAGAGGAAGAACAGGAAGACUCCGAUGCCUAUUCCUGA